Molecule: messenger RNA, 638 nt
Organism: Parastagonospora nodorum SN15
Lineage: Eukaryota; Fungi; Ascomycota; Dothideomycetes; Pleosporales; Phaeosphaeriaceae
Exons: 4
Coding region: 73-327 (84 amino acids)
Biological process (GO): spliceosomal snRNP assembly; mRNA splicing, via spliceosome
Cellular component (GO): U4 snRNP; U5 snRNP; spliceosomal tri-snRNP complex
Molecular function (GO): RNA binding
Source: RefSeq, a predicted model, not a curated record
AAGCUUCGACUACCAACACCACCGCGAGCCCAUACUCCCCAACCAAAACGCAAUUAAUUCUACGCCCUCAGCAUGCCUCAAGCACAGCCGGAACUCAAGAAGUACCUCGAGAAGCGCGUUCUCGUACAGCUAAAUGGCAGUCGCAAGGUCAUGGGAAUCCUGCGAGGAUACGACGUCUACUUGAACAUCGUCCUCGAUGAGGCGCUAGAAGAGAAGGCAGGUGGUGAGAAGACUCGGAUAGGCAUGGUCGUUAUCCGAGGAAAUGCUGUCGUCAUGCUCGAAGCACUGGACCGCAUCAACCAAGACGUUCCCAAGAUUGGACGGUAGAGACGAGACCACGGCAGCCUAUCAGCGAGGAUAUCGAGGACAAGAGACCAGAUGGAGUAGCAGGAAUAAAACUUUGGUGUUUCGGCGCAACUCUACAUGGGUAUGGCCCUCCUACAUACACACACACAUCAAGCCAAAUGCUUGAAGAAGACCGGAGUUGACGUGUCUGAUGCUAGGGUCGGCAUAUUUACGACAAGAUACCAUCAGACGAAUGAACUUUUUGGCAGCAGGCUUGGGGCAAAUGGGUGCUCCGCGGCAUGCUGCAGCGCUCUUUUGAAUAGUCAAUCAAUAAUUGAAGCAAAGUCCAGGAG